AUGCUUUUUUACCAGAUACCUAUUAGACACCAGCCUGAGAUUGCCCAGGUAGCACAGGUAACCACAGGUUAUGAGUUAGAUAGCAAGACAGAUUCAGGUUAUGAGUUAGACAGCAAGACAGAUUCAGGUUAUGAGUUAGACAGCAAUACAGAUUCAGGUUAUGAGUUAGAUAGCAAGACAGAUUCAGGUUAUGAGUUAGAUAGCAAGACAGAUUCAGGUUAUGAGUUAGACAGCAAGACAGAUUCAGGUUAUGAGUUAGACAGCAAGACAGAUUCAGGUUAUGAGUUAGACAGCAAGACAGAUUCAGGUUAUGAGUUAGACAGCAAGACAGAUUCAGGUUAUGAGUUAGACAGCAAGACAGAUUCAGGUUAUGAGUUAGACAGCAAUACAGAUUCAGGUUAUGAGUUAGACAGCAAGACAGAUUCAGGUUAUGAGUUAGACAGCAAGACAGAUUCAGGUUAUGAGUUAGACAGCAAGACAGAUUCAGGUUAUGAGUUAGACAGCAAGACAGAUUCAGGUUAUGAUUUAGACAGCAAGGCAGAUUCAGGUUAUGAGUUAGACAGCAAUACAGAUUCAGGUUAUGAGUUAGACAGCAAGACAGAUUCAGGUUAUGAGUUAGACAGCAAGACAGAUUCAGGUUAUAAGUUAGACAGCAAGACAGAUUCAGGUUAUGAGUUAGACAGCAAGACAGAUUCAGGUUAUGAGUUAGACAGCAAGACAGAUUCAGGUUAUAAGUUAGAUAGCAAGACAGAUUCAGGUUAUGAGUUAAGAUAG
Molecule: messenger RNA, 774 nt
Organism: Pecten maximus
Lineage: Eukaryota; Metazoa; Mollusca; Bivalvia; Pectinida; Pectinidae
Product: clumping factor B-like
Exons: 2
Coding region: 1-774 (257 amino acids)
Source: RefSeq, a predicted model, not a curated record